GAGCAGCUCUCGGAGCGCCGGCUGCAGUGUGCUGAUGCCUGCGCCGAUCGCGGGGAGCCGCUGAGCCGCGGCCGAGGGCAUUUCUUGUGUUGCCAGGAGUGCAACCCCUGCUGGAAAGAGCGACGUUAAGGCCAGCAAGAUGGCGGGAGCAUCUGUGAAGGUGGCGGUGCGAGUGCGUCCGUUCAACUCCCGUGAGAUGAGCCGGGAUUCCAAGUGCAUCAUCCAGAUGACAGGAAGCACCACCACCAUCGUUAACCCAAAGCAGCCCAAAGAGACGCCCAAAAGCUUCAGCUUUGACUUUUCCUAUUGGUCUCACACUACGCCUGAAGACAUAAAUUAUGCAUCUCAGAAGCAGGUGUACCAGGACAUCGGAGAGGAAAUGUUGCAGCAUGCCUUCGAGGGCUAUAACGUCUGUAUCUUUGCCUAUGGGCAGACAGGGGCUGGCAAAUCCUACACCAUGAUGGGGAGACAGGAGAAGGAUCAGCAAGGCAUCAUCCCACAGCUGUGCGAGGACCUCUUCUCCCGAAUCAACGACGCCACGAAUGACAACAUGUCCUAUUCUGUAGAGGUGAGCUACAUGGAGAUAUAUUGUGAGCGUGUGCGGGACCUGCUGAAUCCCAAGAAUAAGGGGAACCUGAGGGUGAGGGAGCACCCCCUCCUGGGUCCCUAUGUAGAGGACCUCUCCAAGCUGGCCGUCACUUCCUACAAUGACAUCCAGGACCUGAUGGACUCUGGGAAUAAAGCCAGGACGGUCGCUGCCACAAACAUGAAUGAAACCAGCAGCCGAUCGCACGCUGUCUUCAACAUCAUCUUCACCCAGAAACGGCAUGAUGCAGAAACCGACAUCACCACCGAGAAGGUCAGCAAAGUCAGCCUGGUCGACCUGGCUGGGAGUGAACGGGCCGAUUCUACUGGGGCCAAGGGCACGAGGCUAAAGGAGGGAGCGAACAUCAACAAGUCUCUGACCACACUGGGGAAGGUCAUCUCUGCGCUGGCUGAAAUGGAUUCGGGGCCCAAUAAGAACAAAAAGAAGAAAAAGACAGACUUCAUCCCGUACCGGGACUCCGUGCUGACCUGGCUUCUCCGGGAAAACCUGGGUGGUAACUCCAGGACUGCUAUGGUUGCUGCUCUCAGCCCUGCUGAUAUCAACUACGAUGAGACCCUCAGUACUUUAAGGUAUGCUGACCGUGCCAAACAGAUCAGAUGCAAUGCUGUCAUUAAUGAGGAUCCUAACAAUAAGCUGAUCAGGGAGCUGAAGGAUGAGGUGGCUCGUCUGAGAGAUCUGCUCUACUCCCAGGGUCUUGGGGACAUCAUUGACACUAACACUGCUCCAGGACAACCUAAAUACAUGACCGACUUUGAGAACAAUAAUGGUAACCGUAGCCUGGCAGAACUGAGUCAACGCCCUGACAAUCUCUCCACAGUGACCAAUGCCUUAGUGGGGAUGAGCCCGUCCUCCUCGCUGUCAGCCUUGUCCAGCCGAGCUGCCUCUGUCUCCAGCCUCCACGAACGCAUCAUGUUUGCUCCAGGCAGUGAAGAGGCCAUUGAGAGGCUGAAGGAAACAGAGAAGAUCAUUGCUGAGCUGAACGAGACCUGGGAAGAAAAGUUGCGGAGGACAGAAGCAAUCCGCAUGGAGAGGGAAGCUUUGCUGGCUGAAAUGGGCGUCGCCAUGAGAGAAGAUGGAGGCACACUGGGUGUGUUCUCUCCUAAAAAGACGCCUCACCUGGUCAAUCUCAACGAGGACCCGCUGAUGUCUGAAUGCCUUCUGUACUACAUUAAGGAUGGGAUAACCAGGGUCGGCCGAGAGGACGCAGAGAAGAGGCAGGACAUCGUGUUGAGCGGACAUUUCAUUAAGGAAGAGCACUGCAUUUUCCGCAGCAACACCAAGGCCAGUGGCGAAGUAGUGGUGACACUAGAACCUUGCGAAGGGGCCGACACCUACGUCAAUGGCAAAAAAGUGAUGGAACCCAGUGUCCUGCGAUCUGGAAACCGCAUCAUCAUGGGGAAGAGCCAUGUGUUCCGAUUCAACCACCCUGAGCAGGCUCGCCAGGAGCGGGAGCGGACCCCAUGUGCAGAGACCCCCGCAGAGCCAGUGGACUGGGCCUUCGCGCAGCGAGAGCUGCUGGAGAAACAAGGCAUUGACAUGAAGCAGGAGAUGGAGCAGAGGCUUCAGGAACUGGAGGACCAAUACCGCAAAGAGAGAGAAGAGGCCAACUAUCUUCUUGAGCAGCAGAGGCUGGACUAUGAGAGUAAACUGGAGGCUUUACAGAAGCAGAUGGACUCCAGGUAUUAUCCUGAGGCCAAUGAGGAAGAGGAAGAACCCGAAGAUGAAGUACAGUGGACUGAGCGGGAGUUUGAGCUGGCCCUCUGGGCUUUCAGGAAGUGGAAGUGGUACCAAUUCACAUCUCUCCGGGACCUGCUGUGGGGCAAUGCAAUUUUCUUAAAGGAGGCCAAUGCCAUCAGCGUGGAGCUGAAGAAGAAAGUCCAGUUCCAGUUCGUCCUCCUCACAGACACUCUUUACUCCCCUCUGCCUCCCGACCUGCUGCCCCCCAGUGCUGCCAAAGACCGAGAGAAACGGCCCUUCCCACGAACCAUUGUGGCUGUGGAGGUGCAGGACCAGAAGAAUGGAGCAACACAUUACUGGACUCUGGAGAAACUCAGACAGCGGCUGGAUCUGAUGCGUGAAAUGUACGACAGGGCAGCAGAAGUGCCUUCUAGCAUCCUUGAGGACUGUGACAAUGUCGUGACCGGUGGAGAUCCCUUCUACGACCGCUUCCCCUGGUUCAGACUGGUUGGCAGUUCAGAUAUCUCUGGCUGCAACAGCUCUCCUCUUUUCAACACAUGCAUGAGCGAGCGCAUGGCUGAUCUCACCCCCUCCCCCACCUUCUCGAACCCCGACUCCGACAUCACCGAGCCUGCUGACGAGCAGCACGUGGGGAAGGAGGAGGAGGAGGAGGAGGAGGACCUGGAGGAAGACAUCUUUCCGGAGUACCCGCUGUAUGAUGGCCGGGAUCCAUUUUACGACCGCUCCCCCCUGUUCAGUUUAGUAGGAAGGGCAUUCGUGUACCUCAGCAACCUGCUGUACCCAGUGCCACUAGUGCACCGCGUUGCCAUCGUCAGCGAGAAGGGCGAGGUGAAAGGCUUCCUGCGUGUGGCAGUCCAGGCCAUCUCAGCGGAUGAAGAAGCCCCGGAUUAUGGUUCAGGAGUACGGCAGUCAGGGACAGCCAAAAUAUCCUUUGAUGAUCAGCACUUUGAGAAGGUACAGUAUGGCAGCCAGCCCCAGUUCCAGUCUGAGGCCUGUCCCAUGGCGGGGAUGUCUCGUUCAGGGACCUCGCAGGAGGAACUGCGGAUUGUUGAAGGCCAGGGGCAGAUAACUGACAUCGGACCUUCUGCAGAUGAAGUCAACAACAACACUUGUGGAGUGACUCCAGAUGAUCUCCUCCUCGACAAUCCAGAGAAAGUUGCUCUAGACGACCCAUUGGAAGCAGUUCUGGACCAUCUGACACUGGGCAGCAUCUUCACCUUCCGAGUGACAGUUCUGCAAGCCUCCAGCAUCUCUGCAGAAUAUGCAGAUAUCUUCUGCCAGUUUAACUUUAUCCAUCGUCACGAUGAGGCCUUUUCAACGGAGCCCUUGAAGAACACAGGACGAGGACCACCUCUAGGGUUCUAUCAUGUCCAGAACAUUGCGGUGGAGGUGACCAAGUCAUUCAUUGAGUACAUCAAGAGCCAACCGAUUGUGUUUGAGGUGUUCGGGCAUUAUCAGCAACAUCCCUUCCCUCCUCUCUGCAAGGACGUGCUCAGCCCACUGAGACCAUCCCGACGCCACUUCCCCCGGGUCAUGCCAUUGUCCAAGCCAGUGCCAGCGACGAAGCUGAGCACCCUGGCACGCCCCAGCGCCGGGCCGUGCCAGUGCAAAUACGAUCUGAUGGUCUUCUUUGAGAUCUGCGAGCUGGAGGCCAAUGGCGAUUACAUUCCUGCCAUGGUUGAUCACCGCGGAGGGAUGCCAUGCCUUGGAACCUUCCUUCUCCACCAGGGAAUCCAGAGGAGGAUCACCGUGACAUUAGUGCAUGAAAACAGCAGCCUCGUUCACUGGAAAGAAGUGCGAGAGCUGGUUGUAGGUCGGAUCCGAAACACCCCAGAGGGGGACGAGUCUCUGAUUGACCCCAACAUCUUGUCUCUGAACAUCCUGUCGUCUGGAUACGUCAGCCCCUCCCAGGAUGAUCGAACAUUUUACCAGUUUGAAGCAGCGUGGGACAGCUCCAUGCAUAACUCCCUGCUGUUGAACCGAGUCACCCCUUACAGAGAGAAAAUCUUCAUUACCCUGUCUGCUUACAUUGAGAUGGAGAACUGCACCCAGCCAGCUGUGAUCACCAAAGAUUUCUGCAUGGUCUUCUACUCCAGAGAUGCUAAACUUCCAGCAUCUCGCUCCAUCCGCAAUCUCUUUGGCAGCGGGAACCUGCGAGCCUCGGAGAGUAACCGUGUGACUGGGGUGUAUGAGCUCAGCCUUUGCCGUGUGGCUGAUGCCGGCAGUCCAGGUAUGCAGAGACGACGCAGGCGUGUGCUGGACACCUCUGUUGCAUACGUGCGCGGUGAGGAGAACCUGGCUGGGUGGAGACCUCGAAGUGACAGCCUCAUCCUGGAUCAUCAGUGGGAGCUGGAGAAACUCAGCCUCCUACAAGAGGUUGAGAAGACGAGACAUUACCUGCUCCUACGUGAGAAACUGGAGACGACCCAACGAUCAGGCCUGGAGUCCCUGUCCCCAUGUUCCAGUGAGGAUUCUGACUCCCAUAGCACUUCCUGUGUCUCCUCUCCACUCUCAGCAGAUGGUGCCUUAGAGGGCAGGAGCUCGCCCUUGGAGACCCCCAGCGAGAGGCAGAAAGAGCUUGCCGUCAAGUGCUUGCGUCUCCUCACACAUACAUUUAACAGAGAGUACAGUCACAGCCAUGUCUGCAUCAGCGCCAGCGAGAGCAAGCUUUCAGAAAUGUCUGUGACCCUGCAGAGAGACCCCUCCAUGCCAGCUCUUGGUGUCACCACCCUGACUCCCUCUUCCACCUGUCCAUCACUGCUAGAAGGACGGUAUAAUGCCACUGAGGUCAGAACCCCACAUCUCUCUUCCAGGGCAGAAAGCCCUGAGCCAGAACCUGUAGUGGAGGGAGAACAGAAGAAGUCUCCCACACAUGGGCCUGAAGAUGAGAAAGAGAGCCAGCGCUUACUGGUCCCUGAUAUUCAGGAGAUCCGGGUGAGUCCCAUUGUCUCAAAGAAAGGCUACCUGCACUUCCUCGAGCCUCACACCAAUGGCUGGGUGAAGCGCUAUGUGGUGGUGAGGCGCCCCUAUGUGUACAUCUACAACUCAGACAAGGAUUCUGUGGAGAGAGCCAUCCUCAACCUCUCCUCCGCUCAGGUGGAGUACAGUGAGGACCAGCAGGCCAUGCUCAAGACCCCCAACACAUUUGCAGUAUGCACAGAGCAUCGUGGAAUCCUGCUGCAGGCGAGCAGCGACAAGGAUAUGCACGACUGGCUGUAUGCAUUUAACCCUCUGUUAGCUGGAUCCAUAAGAUCCAAGCUGUCCAGAAGGAGAACAGCCCAGAUGAGAAUCUAACCUAAAACCAUUCUCCACCUCAUCUGUCUGCCAGCAGGAUCAAGAUUGCUGGUUCUAUACAAGAGUCCCUAUCUUAACAUCAAAUCUUUCAUGCCAUCUACCACCCCAGCUGCCUGUUCCACAAAUGGAUCCAUCUCGAUUUACCUUCACUGGGAAAAUUUCUGUUGUAUCUGAAAAAGCCUGGUACAGCCUGGUCAUGAUUUCUUGUGCGUAUGUGAUCUUCUGCCCAUCUCCUCAUUGAGUGACCUUAGUGUCACAUGAUCUGUAACUCUCAAAAGGAGGAGCUGUGUUUUUUUAUUUUAAAGCAAGGCUUCAAUUUAAGGAGGAAGGAGCGUUUGAAAGAUCAGAGAUUACUAGACAUGAAGAAUUGCUUCCAUGUGAAGAGAAAGUUAUAAGUUUAAGUACUGAUACUUCUUAACUUAUUGAUGUUUUAAAAGAAGAUAGAUUAAGUUAUGGUAGUUUGAGAUUAUAUUUAUAAAGUAUUUAUUUCUGUUUACUUCACUGAAAUCUGUAAAUUGAGUUUAUCCCAGGUUGUUGCUCAUGUCUGCAUAUAUAAAGCCUCCCCAAGGGAAGGCGGGGCCUUGGAUGGUGGGCCUGUGGGAAGAGGGUUGUCAGGCCAUUUUGUGAUGCCAUCUUUGUCUUCUUUCUCUAUCCCAGCACUGGGAGGUCUGGAUGGAUUCAGGAGGUCAUGCUCCCACCUCUGUGCAAACACAUACACACUGACUUCAGAACUCUCACCCUCCUGCCCCUACCCCAUCUCCUUAGCCUUGACUCCAGAGCUCAAACCACUUUUCCUCCAUGUGGUGAUUGGAUAGUGCGCUGUGCCCUCCCAAAUGAGGCUAUCCACACAUAGCACAGCAAAGACAUGCACACGGAAAAGUCACCGCACUUAUCGAAGCACUUUGUGUGUGUAUCCCAUCCCCUCCAUUCCCCCAAGUGCUUGAAACCCAGCAGUGUAGGGUUCAGUGACUGGACAAGUAGAAUGCAAUGACGACAGGUUCUGGUUGGUUCUACGUUCUAUUCUGUCUGUUUUCAGGGCCCAACUUCAAAUGGGGUGAAAGGGAUGGAAAGGGGAUCUGAAGUUCUGGAAGGGCAGAUGGUUCUGCCAGUUCACUUUUGGGGUGGGGUGCUGUUUGAAUGCUCCAAAUGAGUACAAUGCAGUCUGCCUCUCAAUAUCCUCAGUCACCUAGUACAGGGGUUGGCAGCCUUUCAGAAGUGGUGUGCUGAAUCUUCAUUUAUUCACUCUAGUUUAAGGUUUUGCGUGC
Molecule: messenger RNA, 6864 nt
Organism: Chelonoidis abingdonii (Abingdon island giant tortoise)
Lineage: Eukaryota; Metazoa; Chordata; Testudines; Testudinidae
Source: RefSeq, a predicted model, not a curated record